Messenger RNA from Cydia fagiglandana, 1752 nucleotides. Its product is annotated as general transcription factor 3C polypeptide 5-like. The coding region runs from base 1 to 1752 and encodes 583 amino acids. The transcript is spliced from 6 exons. The record is from RefSeq and is a predicted model, not a curated record. NCBI's taxonomy places the organism in Eukaryota, Metazoa, Arthropoda, Insecta, Lepidoptera, Tortricidae.
AUGGAGCCGACUGUAGCAGUGUUACUGUUGUCCGCCCUUUGCGGCGUCCACUCCGCGUCCAUUCCAUCCAACUCGGACGAGCUGGACAAGUCGGACAGCACGCUGGAAGCACCGCUGGACUACGCGCUGGAUAGCAUACUGGAAAGCAAGUUGGACAGUGAACUUGAUACAGACAAUCUAAAGCAAUCCGUGCUGGAAGGUGUGAAGAAACUUCUGGACUCUAAGCUUUCAUCUUUGGCUAAGAAUGGAGAUCGAAGUGGUUCGGAUGGUAUUCCAAAACAACGACCCUUCAAACCGAAAAGCAGGAUGCGCCCGAUUUUAAAUCGAAAAGACAGGACAAAUCUGGAGUCAAACAGUUCAGAAGAAGAUUCACAGAACUCCGAAUUCGUCAAAAUGUUGAAGACAGACGACCCUAAUCAAGACAUUGGUGAUGAAGAGUUAAGAGAUGCUGUAGAUGAGCUGCUAGAAGGAAACAAAAACAACGAUGACACCUCAUCUUCAGACGAGAGAACACCAUAUCCAGAACAAUUAACAGAUUACAAUAGUGAUGAAAAAAUUAGCAAAGAUUCUUAUGAUGAUAUUACUACACAGGUCAAUAAAAACAAAAUGGAAACACCUACAAGCAGUCGUCAUGAUAAAAACGGCUACAAUGAUGAAAUAAACACACUAACAAACUCAACUGAUAAAAACGUUGGUUUUAGAAGAAAAUUAUUGAAAAAUAACCUUAAACAAUCCAGUAAAAAAGGCAAAGACCUACUCGAUUUCAGUGAAUCAGAAAAACAAGAAGACAGCUAUGAAGAUAUCCUAGAUAAAUUAAUAAAAGAGGAUAUCGAAACGGAAAUUAGUGAAAACAAAAACCAGGAACUAAUUGAUCUCAAAGAAAAACCUAAACGAAAACUUGGCAAACAUCACAAUAAUUAUCGCCGUAUCGGCCGUGAGAAACUCGAGAAAAACUAUAAUGAUAAAUAUGAGCGAAUCUCGAAACCAAAACCUACUGAUUUAACAGUGACUAAUGAUCUUAUUGAUAGUAAAGAAUCCUGGCUGGAUAGUAUAUUAAAAUUUGAUAAAAAAGAGACUCAAAAAGAAACUCAUCACGACAUACCCUUACAAUUAGGAAAACUAGAUGAAGAAAAUCAGAAACAAGCCGAGGAUUAUGACUCACGUUCGUCAAUAUCAAAAGAAAAUAGUUACAAUGAAGAAUUAAAUGAUAACAUCUAUGCCAAUAACUUUGAUGAAAAUAAUGGUAUAGUCAAAGAUAUCGCUUAUGAAGAGAAAGAACAUGACUUCCAGUUGAAAGAUUUUAUAAAUAAUAAAAAGAAAGCAAAUAAGGUUAAACCAGACGAGAAAAAAUAUGACAAACGUAUUCAAGAAGAUAUUAAGUUUAGGAAUGAAGAAUAUUUAACUGCAUCAGAUAAUGAUGUAAAUUCAAGGAGUGAAAGUGUUAUGGGAAAAUAUUUGAAAGAUGGAGAUGAUAUAUUUGAAAACGAAGAUGAUAUAACUGAAAGGGAUAGUGAUGUAACUUAUAUGGACAAAAUUAAUAAUACUGGCAAGAAAAAACAUGUUACGAAAAACAAACUAAACACAGAAGAGGCCCAGGUACUUCCGGCAACCUCCCGCAACGACAGCCAGCAUCAUGAGCAGACUCCGACAGAGGCGAGGACUUCGUGUCAACAGGGGAGCCAGUUUAAGUUCUGGGACAGCAAUUUCCGUAUGCCGUCCCAGAAUUUCGUCUGGUGUCCCCUGUUGUUGUAG